Messenger RNA from Kazachstania africana CBS 2517, 708 nucleotides. RefSeq lists its product as uncharacterized. The record is from RefSeq and is a predicted model, not a curated record. The transcript has a single exon. Lineage: Eukaryota; Fungi; Ascomycota; Saccharomycetes; Saccharomycetales; Saccharomycetaceae. The coding region runs from base 1 to 708 and encodes 235 amino acids.
AUGUCUAAUAAAUUGGUUGUUGGGCCAGAUGAAGCUCAGGAUAUUUCUGUUACUGAGAAUGUAAGGUUGUCCUUUACGAAGAAUUUAGAAAGAUUGUCUAAUGUAAUCGCAUUGGCUUUCGAAAAGAUGCCCUGUAAUGACUACCUCAUGAGGAAGUUUCUGAACGUGCCAGUGACGGAGCCAUAUUCACAGUAUAGAGUCAAUGCUAUUUCUAACUAUUUGACCGCGUUCUAUUAUGAUAACGGUGCGGAACUGGUACAGGCUAAUGACUUCCAUGCAGUUGCCAUUUGGACGACUCCGAAGACACCUGUAAAUAUGCCAAGAACCAAUGAUGAAAAGUUCAAUCAAGUAUUUUUCGAUGAAUUGGGCCAAAUAAAGGAAAGACUCAUUCCGAAGGAAAUCCAAUACUAUUAUUUAUUCGUAAUUGGUAGAGACCCAAAUGACAGUGUCACAAAAGGCUCUGUCAGGUCAAUAUUUGAAUAUUACAUAGAUAGAGCUGAUAAAGAAAAUGCUGCUAUUGCCCUAGAGGCUAUCAGUGAGUCUGCCAAGAAAGUUUAUGAAUAUUUUGGAUUCAAAAAUUACAAGACAUUCCAAUACGGUGUAGGCGAAGUUGAUUCUCAGGGAGUUGUCGAUUCUAAUGGACAAGGUUUUACCGGUUAUCUUAUGGUUUAUCACAAGGAUGCUGAUAAGUUAUUUAACAAAUUAUAG